Solanum dulcamara is the source of this 1056-nucleotide messenger RNA. RefSeq lists its product as uncharacterized. The record is from RefSeq and is a predicted model, not a curated record. The transcript has 4 exons. Bases 94 to 1056 code for a protein of 320 amino acids. NCBI's taxonomy places the organism in Eukaryota, Viridiplantae, Streptophyta, Magnoliopsida, Solanales, Solanaceae.
GGUAUCAAAGUUCUAAGUUUUAAUCCUCACUCUUCCGCAACCUCCCUUCGUCUUCUUCCUGUUGCAUUUUUUUCCUUCUCUUUUCUCUUCUCUAUGGCUGAGUCCAAAUCAUCCUUUCACCCUGCUCUUGCUGAACUCUUCAAAAUUCACGCACGAUCUCACAAAGUCAUAGACCAUAUUAUUCCUCCAGCAAAAGGCAAGGAGAAGCCUCCUAAGACAGAGGAGGAGAUGGAACUGUGGGUUACCCUCGAUGCCACGGUACUCCAAUGGAUCUAUGUCACUAUCUCUCAAGAUUUGCUACAUACAAUUCUUGAACCCGACACCAUGGCGAUGGAGGCUUGGAAUAGGCUGCGUGAUAUAUUUCAAGAUAAAAAAUACUCUCGUGCCGUCACACUUGAGUACGAUUUCACUCACACUGAAAUGAAACAAUUUCCCAAUGUGUCCGCGUACUAUCAACAUCUCAAGUCCUUGUCGGAUCAACUCAAGAAUGUUAGCUCUCCGGUGGUAAAUGACCGACUGGUUCUCCAAUUGCCAUAUAAUGGUGUGUCCACACUCAUCCGUCAAAGCGAUCCUUUGCCCCAAUUUUAUCAAGCUCGCUCGAUGCUUGUUCUUGAAGAGGCUGGUCUCAAGAAGACGAUCAAAAUACUUUUUCUAUUAUGGUUGCUCAUGAUUCGGACAAUUCUCAUAAAUCUGUUGAUCAAUCGCCCUCACGACGCCAUAAUGCAGGUGGUAAACGGCCUCAAAAUCGUGGACAUUCUGGUAAGAAUAGAAAUUCCAGUGGGGGUAGAGGAAAAGGCAAUUUCGACGGUGGCUCAGUGGGCUGUAUCCCUAUGUUCACUUCCUACUGGACAAUGGGCUAGGCCCAACAUGAAUUUCCGACAGCAGCGCCAAAAGCCACAAACUGGUAUUCUUGGGCCCCGUCCUCAGCAAGCUUACUCGGCUACAGCUCCUCCUCCAACAGAUUUCGAGGCUGCAAUGCACACCCUUAGUAUUACUCCUCCGGAUGCAAACUCGUACAUGGACACCGACGCCACUUCUCAUAUGACAUCCGGAUAA